Molecule: messenger RNA, 1119 nt
Organism: Penicillium bovifimosum
Lineage: Eukaryota; Fungi; Ascomycota; Eurotiomycetes; Eurotiales; Aspergillaceae
Product: cysteine synthase A
Exons: 2
Coding region: 1-1119 (372 amino acids)
Cellular component (GO): cytoplasm
Molecular function (GO): cysteine synthase activity
Source: RefSeq, a predicted model, not a curated record
AUGUUUCGUCAGAGUGUUCGUCGCUUUGCGACUACGGCAGCCCGCGCCGCAGGCGAGGGGUCUACAGCCUACUGCACCCGGGUAUCAACAGCUCAGGGUGUCGUCAAUGGAUUGACCGAGGCGAUCGGAAAUACCCCUCUUAUCCGACUAAAGAAGCUCUCCGAGCAGACCGGCUGCAACAUUCUUGGCAAGGCGGAGUUCCAAAACCCCGGAGGCAGCGUGAAAGACAGAGCGGCGCUCUUCGUGGUCAAGGAUGCGGAAGAGAAGGGCCUUCUUAAGCCGGGCGGUACCGUCGUUGAGGGAACAGCCGGCAACACCGGUAUUGGCUUGGCGCAUGUGUGUCGAUCAAAGGGCUACAAGCUUGUGAUUUACAUGCCCAACACCCAGUCCCAGGGCAAGAUUGACUUGCUCCGUCUGCUGGGUGCGGAAGUAUACCCAGUGCCCGCAGUAGCCUUUGAUAACCCCCAAAACUACAACCACCAGGCGCGCCGUCACGCCGAGUCCUUGGAGAAUGCAGUCUGGACCAACCAGUUCGACAACAUUGCCAACCGUCAAGCACACAUCGACACCACUGGCCCGGAGAUCUGGGCUCAGACUGAGGGCAAGAUCGACGCCUUUACCUGUGGCACUGGAACCGGAGGUACCUUGGCUGGUACCACUCGCUAUCUCAAGACCGUCAGCGACGGUCGUGUCAAGAGCUUCCUCGCCGAUCCUCCUGGCAGUGUUCUCCACAGCUUCAUCCAGAGCGGUGGCACUCUGAUUGACCGCUCUGGAAGCAGUAUCACUGAAGGUAUCGGUCAGGGCCGUGUGACCGACAACCUUCAGCCCGAUAUUGACCUGCUCGAUGGUUCAGUGAACAUCAGCGAUGAGAAAACCAUUGAGAUGGUCUACCGCUGCUUGGAUGAGGAGGGUCUCUACCUGGGUGCUAGUUCCGCGAUGAACGUUGUGGCUGCCAAGGAGGUUGCGGAGAAGCUGGGCAAGGGCAACACCGUUGUCACUAUUCUCUGUGACGGCGCUUACCGCUAUGCUGAUCGCCUUUUCUCCGGCAAGUGGCUCGAGAGCAAGAACCUGCGUGCCUCCAUUCCCAAGCACCUGGAGAAGUACAUCGUGCUGCCUUAG